AUGGCAGAGGCAAUUAAUAUUGAUCCUAGUGAGGAUCUUCAGUCUGGAAAGGAAUAUGAGACACUGGAACAAGGUUCUAUAUCAAAUGUUCAAGUUGAACUUAUAUCAAGAUUUUUUUCGGAGUGUCCACAAGCAGCUUUAAAUGUACACAAGUACCUGCAGAAAAAUUAUUCAAAGUCAAAUCAGCAACAACAACAACUCAUGCAACCAGUGAAUUCAACACCGAAACGCGGUCAUCCACUAGAUGAAAGCGGAGGUUCGAUCAGCAACGGAAGAGAUCUCCGUAAAUAUCCUCGAAGGGGUAUUGACAAUAAUGCACAUAAGCACUCACAUAAUGUACAAUCAGAAAUUAAUUUACAAACACAGCAACCAUCGUCUUCGAUGUUGUCAGAUGUAAGACAACAUCAAGAGAUAAAUCAAGAUAAUACGAAUCGUAAACGAAUUUCUUUUAAUCAACUGAAGCACGCGGUAUCGUCUAAUUUACCAUGUUUCUUUAUUGAAUUCACCUCGGAUGCGGAUCGUAAUAGUAUUCCAACAGCUCUUCAUGCAAGUGAUCUUAUACUGAAAGAACUGCAAACCAAUGGUGUUUUAAUCAAUAGAUUUACAUUAGUAGGAUGGACAGGAAAAAAGCUAAAGUUAGGUGUUAAUAAUAAAGAAGAUUACGCUACUCUCGUCAGUUCGGAUAAAUGGCCAACAAAGAUAAAUGGAAUUGAUAUUGUGGUCGUGAAACCAAAAUAUAUACCAGAUUCAUUCACUCUCGUCGUCCGUUAUGUACCUAGGGAAUUAGAUGAAAAUUUUGUUUCAAAUGAAAUUCAGCGAACAAUUGCUUCUGCAGAUCGUAUUAAACGUAUUCAUUAUUCAUACCAAAGAAGCACAGAUGAUUAUCGAUUCGAAGUGAAAGAUUAUCGUGAAUAUAAUGCUGUGUUGCAACUGGGUCGAAUUGCAAUAGGUCAUUCGUGGUUAUCGAUCACCAAGUUUUAUCCGGGAAAUCGUUUAACGUACUGCACGAAAUGUUGGCGUAUUGGUCAUUUAAGGAACAAAUGCAGCUCAGAAAGCAAAUGUCGUAUUUGUCUUGAAAGUCUGAAUGUCAAUACUCCUCAUAUGUGUAAAAAUGUACCGAAAUGUGCUCAAUGUGAUGGAGAUCAUCAUUCGUUGGAUAGUCAAUGUCAAGUUUUAAAAGAAUAUAAAGAUCAAUUAAAGGAAGAUGUCGAAGAUGCCAUACAAAAAGGACUAUUACAGCGAUUCUCACCGCAAGAGAAAGCAUCUACAGUUGAACGUCGAGAGCAAGACUUUCCGCCAUUAGCAGCAAGUGAUAAUCAUUCCAAUAAAAAAUGGAAUACUGCGCUGCCACGUACAACUGUUGAGUCGAAUGACUUACGAGCAUCAUAUACUGAUAAAACAAUUGAAUCCAUCAAUGAUAAUCUGACAAAACUAAUCGAUAGUAACAAACGGCUUGAAAAUAAAGUUGAUCUAGUAUCAUCAAGUAUAAAAACCGUUACUCUUGAUAUUCAGCUACAUCAAGCAGUCUUAGCAGAUACUAUCAAUAUUAUGAAAGACUUCAUGCAAUAUGUUAUACCAGCAUCGUUAACUGCUAGCAAAGUUGAAAGAUCAUCGUUGGUACAAGUCACGAGCGAAUACUACAAGCGCCUUCAUGUCGCGUCCUCAAGAUUAAUAAAUGGUUUCCAAUUAAAUCAAUUAAAUCAGCAAGUUGAACUGUUUGUGCAUAAUACUAAUAUUGAUCAACACUCUGCAUCAGUUCACAAAUCUUCACAGAAUGAUAAGUAG
Rotaria sp. Silwood1 is the source of this 1785-nucleotide messenger RNA. NCBI's taxonomy places the organism in Eukaryota, Metazoa, Rotifera, Eurotatoria, Philodinida, Philodinidae. The record is from the annotation of a GenBank genome assembly.